AAAUGCCGAGACAAGGAACGAGAUCUGAUGGAGAGGAAUCGGGAGAAAAACGAAGGGAGAAUUGGAGGACGGACAAAAAUCGGCCCAACAAAAGAUCCAACAAAAACACGGAUCUUUAUACUGAAUCACCAAGCAAGAAGAUGAAAAGUGGCCCAACAUCAGGUACUCCAGAUAUGGCUCGAUCGAUGGACCGAGAUAAUCCAGAUUUGGUUCAAUCGAUUAAACUAGUGGCCGAAGGAGUGAAUGAUGUGAAGACCAUUCUCGAAGCAGUUUUAGAAGAAAAACGUGAAGGUCCGAGCCUUAGUUCGAGUCGUAAUCAGACACUGCAUGGGGGAGAGGCUCAAGACAUAGAAGAGCAUGUUCUUGCCAUGCUACCAAUUUCGUCGAAAGAAGACUUGAAGCAUUAUGACGAAUUUCUCGGAUAUCGUGAUUAUCGAAAAGCUCUGAAUCUUCAGAUGUUAACAGUGUACACGGACCAACACGUCAGCAACACGGACCAACACGUCAGCUACAAGGACCAACACGGACCAACACGUCAGCAACCCGGGAACUACACGUCGCCAACACGGACCAACACGUCAGCUACACGGACCAACACGUCAGCAACACGGACCAACACAACACGGACUGCCAAGGAUACUCCAGGCAGCCACACGGCAGCUACACGGACCUACACGGCAGCCACACGGACCAUCCCCGAUGGCUUUGCCAACCCGGCAGUCCACGGAUGA
Messenger RNA from Lytechinus pictus (painted urchin), 731 nucleotides. RefSeq lists its product as uncharacterized. The transcript is spliced from 6 exons. Lineage: Eukaryota; Metazoa; Echinodermata; Echinoidea; Temnopleuroida; Toxopneustidae. The record is from RefSeq and is a predicted model, not a curated record. The coding region runs from base 3 to 731 and encodes 242 amino acids.